AUGUUACAAGGUGCGGAGACUAGAUAUGCUGAGAUCGAAAAAUUGGCGCUAGCUGUGGUCGUGACUGCUAGGAAGUUGAGGCCGUAUUUCCAGUCGCAUCAAAUAGUGGUAAGGACGAAUCAUCUCCUCAGAAAUAUCCUCACGCGACCAGAGGCGUCAGGUAGAAUGAUAAAGUGGGCGGUCGAACUGGGGGAGUUCGACAUCACUUAUCAGAGUCGAACAGCAGAGAAAGCCCAAAUUUUAGCUGAUUUUAUGAUAGAAAUCCGGCGCCCCAGAGGAUCCAGGAACAUGGAUGUUGCAUGGUUGGAGUUUGCAUUUGAAGCGGGAGCGCAAGUCCUGGAAGUCUACACAGAUUCGCAGGUGGUCGCUAUGCAAAUUGAAGGGAUGUAUGAAACUAGGAAAAAGUCUAUGACGGAAUAUUUGAGGAAAACAAAGGAACGGAUGCAGAAAUUCUCUAAAUGCACUAUCCAGCAAAUUCCAAGGAGUGAAAAUGAAAGAGCCGAUGCCUUAUCGAAGCUGGGGGCUACAUUGGUGGGGAUAAAGGACAGAAAAAUCACAGUGAUGAUAAAGGAACGAUCAGCGAUCUCAGGAGGGACGGAAACUAACAUGGUAACCUUAAAAUGCCUGUGGAUCGAAGAAAUUACAGCAUACCUCAAAGAAGGGGUCUUACCUACUGACCCCGGGCAUGCUCGACGCAUAAAGUUCAAAGCUCCGAGGUUCGCGUUAGUAGGGACGCAGUUGUAUAAAAGGACAGUAGAAGGACCUCUCCUCAAAUGUUUAGACGAUCCACAGGCUAGGUAUGUUUUGCAAGAAGUUCAUGAAGGUAGUUGUGGGAACCAUUCUGGAGCCAGAUCGUUGGCUCAAAAAAUAGCCAGACAGGGGUAUUUCUGGCCAACAUUGAUGAGGGAUUGCAAGGAAUUCGUACGAAGGUGUGAGAAAUGCCAGAAGUUUGCUUCACAAAUUCACACGCAUGCAGUCCCAAUGACUCCUGUUUCAAUUACAUGCCCAUUCGAUCAAUGGGGUAUAGAUAUACUGGGACCGUUCCCUCCUGCUCGAGCCCAAAAGAAGUUUGUGAUAGUAGCAGUGGAGUACUUUUCUAAAUGGGUGGAGGCAGAAGCCGUCUCGAAAAUCACUGAAAGGGAAGCUAUAAACUUCAUAUGA
Molecule: messenger RNA, 1161 nt
Organism: Sesamum indicum (sesame)
Lineage: Eukaryota; Viridiplantae; Streptophyta; Magnoliopsida; Lamiales; Pedaliaceae
Source: RefSeq, a predicted model, not a curated record